Dreissena polymorpha is the source of this 1263-nucleotide messenger RNA. RefSeq lists its product as uncharacterized. Bases 1 to 1263 code for a protein of 420 amino acids. The transcript has 3 exons. The record is from RefSeq and is a predicted model, not a curated record. NCBI's taxonomy places the organism in Eukaryota, Metazoa, Mollusca, Bivalvia, Myida, Dreissenidae.
AUGCCUGAACCAGCUCCAACUAUAGCACUUGACAGUAAAGAACCCACCCUGGCUGAGGUGAAAGAUGUAGUGAAGAAAGCUAGAGCUGGCUCUGCCCCAGGAUCUAAUGGAAUACCAUAUAAGGUCUACAAGAUGUGCCCAAGACUGCUUCGUCGCCUUUGGCGCCUAAUUAAGAUGGUAUGGAGAAAAGGACAAGUACCGGAGUUCUGGCAGAAAGCAGAAGGCCUAUUUGUUCCUAAGGAAACAAACUCGCACAACAUUAGCCAGUUCAGGACAAUAUCUUUUUUAAAUGUGGGCGGCAAGAUCUUCUUUGCUGCCCUCGCUAGAAGACUGACCACACACCUUGCUGCUAACAAAUAUGUGGAUGCUUCAAUCCAAAAACGAGGUGUGCCUGGAUUUUCUGGUUGUCUGAUAAGAAGAGCGCUGGAUCACUAUCACAUACCAGCACAUGUACAGAACGUUGUCCUUGGGUACCUAGACAACAUCCAGCUGCGUGUCUCAGUGGGAGAGAAGGUAACGGAGUGGCAGAUGCUUGAGAAGGGAAUCAUUACUGGCUGCACCGUUUCUGUUACCCUAUUUGGCAUGGGCAUGAACCUCAUCCUGAAUGCUGCCAAGAAGGAAAGCCGUGGACCAAAAACAGCGUCAUGGAUCUACCUACGAAGCAACAGGAGCAUCAUUGAUGACUUGACUAUAACAACCCAGACACAUGUGCAGGCUAGAUGGGUCCUCUCAGCUCUUGAGAAUACAACAUCUUGGGCAAGAAUGAAAUUCAAGCCAAAGAAAUCCAGAAGCCUUAUCAUCACGAAAGCCAGUCAACCAAGAAGUUCAACCUCCAGGUACAGGGAGAAUACAUACCAUCUAUCAUGGAUAGUCAAUUCAAGUGCCUGGGCAAGUGUGGAGGAGUUCAAGGCAUCAAAGGCACGACUGGUGGUAACUCUGAAUGAAUCCCGAGAUGAUAAGAUCAGGAAAGCUGGCAUAGAGACAAAAAAGAGAGAAAGUGGUCAGCCAGCCAGACAGUCCCAGGCCAAAAGUAGACUUAGGCAGCAAGGGCGCCAAGGUCUUGGAUUCUCAACAUGUCCUAACUGGAGCCAAGCAGCCAGCGGGGAAAAAAGAAAAAUGGUAGUAGAUGAUGUGCGGAAGAUGGAAGAAAACGAGAGAAGAUCUAGAGCAGUAGCCAUGGGUUCACAGGGAGCAUGGACAAAAUGGGACACCACACCAAGGAAGAUGACAUGGGACCAGAUCUGGAAGUAUGAGCCUUUGUGA